Culicoides brevitarsis is the source of this 567-nucleotide messenger RNA. Its product is annotated as adapter molecule Crk-like. The transcript has 2 exons. Gene Ontology annotation, biological process: cell migration; signal transduction. Lineage: Eukaryota; Metazoa; Arthropoda; Insecta; Diptera; Ceratopogonidae. The record is from RefSeq and is a predicted model, not a curated record. Bases 1 to 567 code for a protein of 188 amino acids. Gene Ontology annotation, molecular function: receptor tyrosine kinase binding; signaling adaptor activity.
AUGAGUUUCGACGUUCACAACACCGAAAGUUAUUUCAUUGAGAAUAUCGAUCGCACAGAGGCGGAAAAUUUGUUGAAUGAAAAUGAAAUUGGGACAUUUCUCGUGCGGCCUUCCGCGAAUCAAGGAGAUUUGGCGCUUUCUAUAAAAGAACCCACAAAAAUCGGUCAUUAUCUGAUUCAACAGAGAGUUUCGGCAAACACGGCUCAAUACACGAUCGGACAUCACUCGUUUCCUGGCAUGGCGGAGCUCUUGACGUUCUACAAGUUGCAUUAUGUAGGUGAAGCACCACUCAUUCGACCGAUAAAAAGCAAGGACGACUUUGUGAAUAAUAAUAACAACGAUGAGACAGGAAAUCAGUCGCAAGAUUUGCCAUCACCAAGACUGGCAAAAGUUGUGAUUCCUCGGGUUGCGAGUGCUUAUGACGAAAAGCAAUUAGAUCUGGUGAAGGAUGAAAUUAUUGAAGUAACAAAGACAAACGUGAACGGAUAUUGGGAGGGAAAACGCUUAAGUAACGGAUCAAUUGGAAUGUUUCCAUUCAAUCAUGUCAAAUUUAUAGAUGAAAUCUAA